This is a messenger RNA of Diceros bicornis minor, 2275 nucleotides long. It is a transcript of the gene FRMD1, whose product is annotated as FERM domain containing 1. Gene Ontology annotation, biological process: positive regulation of hippo signaling. The transcript is spliced from 14 exons. Bases 607 to 2199 code for a protein of 530 amino acids. Lineage: Eukaryota; Metazoa; Chordata; Mammalia; Perissodactyla; Rhinocerotidae. Gene Ontology annotation, cellular component: cytoplasmic side of apical plasma membrane; cytoskeleton. The record is from RefSeq and is a predicted model, not a curated record.
UCCACCGAGACCGAAGCACAGCGGCGGCUGCGUUCACGCUGCCGCCCUAGGACCCAGACCUGGACCCGGGCCCCGACCCCGACCCCGACCCGAACCGGGACCCGGACCCCAACCCAGACCCCGACCCGGACCCCAACGCGGAACCUGACCCAGACCCCGACCCGGACCCCAACCCAGAUCCUGACCCCGACCCCGACCCCAACCCCGAACCGGACCCGGAGCUGGACCCAGAGCCGGACCCUGAGCCUAAUCCCUACCCAGUCCCCGAUCCCGACCCAGACCCGGAAAUGUGAGCCCGGCUGGGACCCCGACUGCGACCCCCGCAGGUGUGGCCGGAAAUUGGGAUUUUCUGAGCGUGUUUCCAGAGGGCUCGACUGUAAAAGUUGCCUAAGACGGCCCUGGAUCUUCUGAGGUUCCGAAGAGCGUCCUGUUUUCCGCACGCGCGGCUGGUUGUGUCACCAGAUGCGCUGAGAGCGAAGCUCCCAGGAGAGGCAGCUGCCGCCUCGGGGUGGCCAAUCUCAGGACUGGACCUGCCAGGAGGCGAUAGAAGGGGUCCGGUCCUGAGACCCUGCGUGCAGCUGGCGGGAGCGGCUCUGGGACAGCAAGAUGACCACGGAACACAGGGAUGUCCUGGUGCUGCUGCCCACGCGGGAGCAGCUGCGACUGGUUGUGGGGGUGCAGGCCACCGGACGCGAGCUCUUCCAGCAGGUGUGCGACCUGACGAGCAUCCGGGAUGCCCACUUCUUUGGCCUCAGCGUGGUCAGAAACAACGAGUAUGUAUUUAUGGAUUUGGAGCAGAAGCUCAGCAAAUACUUCUCAAAGGACUGGAAGAGAGAAAUGCAUCAAGGAAAUGGGAGAUCCGGUGCCCCCUUCGUGGCCUUCCUCAGAGUGCAGUACUACGUGGAAAAUGGAAGGCUCAUAAGGGACAAGAGGGCCAGGCACCUGUACUACUGCCACCUGAAGGAGCGGGUGCUGAGGUCCCAGUGCGCCCACCGGGAGGAGGCCUACUUCCUGCUGGCCGCCUACGGGCUGCAGGCUGACCUGGGCAACCACCGGGAGCCGGCCCACGUCGGGAGGUACUUCGAGCCACACGCCUACUUCCCGCAGUGGAUCAUCAGCAGGAGGGGCAGCGCCUACAUCCUCAGGCACACGCCCGCCAUGCACCGCGAACAGCGGGGCCUGAGCCCCAAGGAGGCCGUGCUGUGCUUCAUCAGGGAGGCCUGCCGGCUCGAGGACGUGCCGGUCCACUUCUUCAGGCUAUACAAGGAUAAGAAGGAAGAAUGGCCUACGAUUGUGCUGGGGCUGACCCUGAAAGGAAUGCACGUCUAUCAGGAGGUGAACCACGCUCCGCAGCUGCUCUGCGACUUCCCCUGGUCCCACGUAGGGAAGCUGGCCUUCCUGGGGAAGAAGUUCGAGAUCCGGCUGGACGGCCUGCCCUCGGCCCGGAAGCUUGUGUACUACACGGGCUGCGCCUCGCGCUCCCGCCACCUGCUUCAGCUGCUCAGCACCAGCCAUCAGCUGCACCUCACCCUGCAGCCUGUCCUGCGACGGCUGCGGCAGCUGGAGGAGGCCGAAGAGAAGAAGUGCUACCGGGAGUCCUACAUCAGUGACUCGCUGGAGAUGGAGAUGGAGCUGGACCCAGCUGGCGGGGGCCCCCCUGGAUCCCUUGGCAGCGGGGACAGCGGGAACAGUAGGCAGCGUCCCGCCCACUGCCUCUCGCUCCUCUCGGCCAACAGCCACGGCAGCUCCCACACGUCGGGCAUGGAGGCCGAAUCGCGGCCUGUGGAGCCCCGGGAGAUGUCGGUGGACGAGCCCCUGGUGGCCGAGGCGUUGGGCGGGGAGGUGCUGUCCUGCAGCUCCAGCGCCAGCCACAGCAGCAGCGGCACGGACGGUGGCGGGCCCAAGGGCGACACCCGGGACCAGGGGGACGCCUCUCGCCAGGAGCCCCUGUCGGUGGUGCGGGUAACCCUGCUCAGGAUGAGGGGCCAGAGCACCGAGGCCCUGCACCAGGUCCCUAAGGCGGAGGACCGGCCCCGCCGCAGUGUGGACGACGCGCGCCCGCUCCGCGACCAGCGCCCCACGCCCGCCCCGCGCAGCCGCCCCUUGGGGCCCGCGACGCCGCGCGGAUGGACGUCCACGAACUGCCUCUCCCUGCACCUGCUCGGGCACGACCAGCUCCCGCAGGAGUUCGUGGUGUAGGCGCCUCGCCGCGCGGCUCCGCCCACGAGGGGCUGCGUCUACAGUGCACGGCUCCGCCCACUAGGGGCUCGGUCCA